Carassius carassius (crucian carp) is the source of this 3641-nucleotide messenger RNA. It is a transcript of the gene palmdb, whose product is annotated as palmdelphin b. The record is from RefSeq and is a predicted model, not a curated record. Lineage: Eukaryota; Metazoa; Chordata; Actinopteri; Cypriniformes; Cyprinidae. Gene Ontology annotation, biological process: regulation of cell shape. Gene Ontology annotation, cellular component: cytoplasm; membrane. The transcript has 8 exons. The coding region runs from base 293 to 2905 and encodes 870 amino acids.
CUCAGCUCUGAAAGCCUGAGAGCAGAAAGAGAGAGAGGACGAAGAGAAGGAGGGGGAAAGAGAGAGUGAUAGCAUGACAGAAAGCGAGAGAAUCGGAGAGUUAAAGAGAGAUAGAGUGGGGCAGCCUGCCAGUGAAUGGUAACACAGGAUCAACUCUCAACCUACAGGAACCGCACUUGGACACACACACACACAAUCGUUAUACACACAUGCAACCAUGCUGGAAUGAACGGACUGAAUUGUGGUCAGCACAUCCCAACUAAAAGCAUCAGCAGAAGGCAAACGGAUCAUAAUGGAGGAAGAAACCCUGCUGAGAGAGAGACUGCGGGCUAUAACAGACAAAAGAAGAAUUCGAGAGGAGAUAGAAAAGAAACGAAGAAAUAUUGAAGAAGAGAAAUUAAAACUACAAUAUCUAAAGAAAAAAACUCUACGGGAACAAUGGCUGAUGGACGGAUUGAGCACCCUGAGUGAAGAGGAGCAGGAAUCUGUGAAGGCCCAGACUGAAGAUAACCAGCAGCAGGCUAAACUCCUGCAGAGCAAUAUCGACAGAAUAAAGCAGGAAAUUGCGGUUCUUGAGACACAAGAGCUGGAGCUUUCUGCGAAAGAGGAGAUUCUUCUGAAACAACUGAAGGAGGUGGAGAAAACUCCAGAGGACAUCAUAAAGGGAGCUACGACUGAACCUGAAGAGGUGGAUAGACUGGAAGAGAUUGCAGUUUGUUCUCAUCCUGAAAAUCCAGAGCAUACAGAGCAGAAGUCCCUGUCUGAGCCUGUAACCAUGGAGACAAGUGAAAACUCCAGCACAGCUAACAUAAUUGAUUGUGAAAUGGAAGUCCUGGAGACUGAGAUACCUGAGAGCAAGGACACAGGAAACAAAGAUGAACAAGUCUGUUAUGAUGCUGACAUUUUAGAGUCCAUUAGUACAAAAGUUGUGGCUGACAUUUUAGCAGGGUUACCUCCUACGGAGACCAAGGCUGAUGAUCUGGAAGAUGUUUACAGUGCGAAAGAGGCGCUUGUCUUGGAGGAUACUCAAGAAGAACUUUAUCGCAAUGAGUCAAUUACCUCUUCAAUAUCUGACACUCCGUCAAGUGCUGAGAGCAUGUAUGAGAUUGAUGUCACGCAUAAGAGACAAGAUUCACUAAGACAGGAACCAAUGGAGAACAUAGCACCCCAACCAGAUUAUGUUGACGAUGGAGAUAUGUUAGACCAAUUGGGUAUUGACUCACAGGAAGCCAUUGUAGAAAGUUAUGGAUGUGAAGAUCCAGAAGAAACCAUCCUUGAGCACCACAUCCGAGAGGAAGUUCUGUCAGACGUCUCCACAGAGUCUUGCCAUGACCCAGAUGAGCUAGAAGAGUGUCUUCAGAUCGAAAUAGCUGCGGCGUCAUCAGACAGCGAAAACGAUGAGAAAUGGAGGAACAUCUUCUCUUCCUCCAUAAAUAGGGAAGAUGAUGAUUCCUACAUUGACAGUCUUGAGCUAAGUGCACAAGAACUCUUUAUUCAAAAACCUACGGUUGGGAAUACUGAGGACAUUUCGAAGGAAACUGAAGAGCUGGAGAUUCCGGUGGGGGAAGAAAUGCUAGAACAACCCGAAAAUGAGCCAGUUGAGCAACCCCAAGAUAUAUCUAACAAUGCUACUACCCUGUUCCAUGGCUUGUCCAAGAUUUCCGAAGAUGAUGAGGAGCUCACAAGAGCAACCCACAAGAGCAAUUCAUUUGAUUCCGUCAAAUCCGAUUCCAGCAAAAAGGUGCCGAAAGAUUAUUGUGUGAUUCAGGAAAUGAAAAGCGAGAACGUCAGUACAGAACAUGUGGAUUUCAAAGUUGCUCGCCAGCAGUGGCUAGAGAUCGAAGAGCAAACGAAAAACUUGACACACCAUCCAAGCACACCAACAACUCGAUCCGGCACCUGCCAAGGUAGUCACAGUUUCAUGUAUACACCUGUCCGCAACAUCGAAAGGCCAAAGAGGGAUCUUGAUAACUUGUUGCUUUUAGAGGAUUACGCACACACCCAGUUCAGCCCUUGCUCUGAGGAUUCAGGCCUGGACGACUCUAGUUACAGAUCACCAUUUGAUGAUCCAGAGACUCCAAUUGAGAAAGAGAUUCGUUUAACCUUGGACCGUGAGGAGAACCUAAAGCGUCAGAGGGGAAUGUCAAAAUCAUACUCCAGUGACUGUGUGCAGAUAAGGGCGAGAUCUGUCAACUUGAACCCUGGAAAACUAUGCCAAGAAGUCGAUGAGAAAAGGAAGCUGUUAGAAGACCAGGAUGAUAAUGAUGAUGGAGUUAUAUUCAAAUAUCUCAACAACCAGACGCCUUCUUUUAUCAUUACCUCCUCACCAACCAAGAGCGCACAAAAACAAGACAUGGCUGCCAAUAAUGUUAUCAUCCUCGAGCCUGAGCCUUUCCCUCCAAGUCCAAGGCAUGGGAAAAUGGUGUCCUCUAAAUCUGCUGACUGGAGAUCUGAAGGUACCCCUAAUGUCAUCAUUUUAGAAACAUCGAACCUCAUCAUUCGAAGUUCAUCUGAGUUCAACUUGAAUUCUGCCUCUGAGGAAACCCAAGAGAAGAUGUUCCUUAACAACCCAUUUUGUAAGCUGCGGUCCAGGAGUACGAUAUCUCUAGUUGAUGAGGAGAUUAAGAUAGUGAAGCAGCGAGAAGAGGAACUCAAGCGUCAAAGAGCCAGUGUUUACUCGAAGGAUCACUUCCUGAUGUCUCCAAACCGUUUGGACUGCUCAUCGUUUACAGAUGAUGUGCCAAUUAAAUGUAAAUCAUCCCCAUCAUCUCCGAUGAAAACAUGCAGAAUGGAUCGUUCAGCUUUGUCAUGUGAUCAUCGAUUUCCUGAACCCUAUACUGGAGGUCGACGUAAAAGUGCCAUGGCUCUGCGCUGGGAGGCAGGAGAGUUUGUGAACAAUGAGUAGAAAUGUACACUGACGUCGAUUUGCAGCUGUUUUACAUAAGAGAAUUUUCAAAGCUCAAACUCGUCUGUUUAUUGUGAUAGCAUAUUCACCUUCUACUGCUGCUUGUGUGACUUUGGUAAAGAUACAGAAAAAAUCUGCAUAUGCCGAGAUGCCUAAAUGUUAUUUGAAUGUACUGUCUGAUGCAUAUUUGUGAUUCCUCUUUAAUGAGGAGAUACUUAUAGACCAUAUUUUUAGUGUUUUGUCUACGAAGCUAAUGAAAAUAUGUAUUGUAUAUUCAUAUUGUAUUUUCUUGUAGGGCCAUGUUUGUAUAUCCCUAAAUUAUAUGAAAAUAUGAAGCAGUAUUACAGGGUUCUAGGAUAAAAAUUAAGUGAAAAUGCAUACAAAAUGGAUGCAUUUUGUUAAAGAUCACUGAAAACACAUCCGUUUGGUAUUUUUUGUCAAAGGGACAUUGUUUUUUUUUAUAAUUAAUCUGAUUGCUCCAAUAAAUAGUAUUAAAACCGUUAAUCUAUUUAGUAAUUAUACUAAUCUUAGAAAAUAUUCUAUUAUUUAAAAAUGACCUGUUGCUUUGUUGUCUACAGAUAAUGUGCAUAUUUAUGUCAAACUGCCAUGCUUAUAAAACAGUAUUGCUUGCUAACCUUUGAAUCCAUGUCAGUCUCAAGAAAAUGAGCUUUGCAUACCAUUUGAACAAUCCUGUGUUCAAAAUACGAAUUCAAAAAUAAAUGUCAAUUAAAGUCAA